Messenger RNA from Drosophila teissieri, 674 nucleotides. RefSeq lists its product as uncharacterized. The record is from RefSeq and is a predicted model, not a curated record. Lineage: Eukaryota; Metazoa; Arthropoda; Insecta; Diptera; Drosophilidae. Bases 144 to 665 code for a protein of 173 amino acids. The transcript is spliced from 3 exons.
AUAUAAAAAAACUAUAAAUGAACAUUGUAUUUGUUUGAUGGGAUGCGUUAAGCAAAUGGGUCCCAUUGAGAGUCGUUUGGACAUCCGGUUCAGGUUGUAUAUAUGCAUAUUGGGGAAUGGUAAUGCCGCAGAAGUGACUCGAAAUGCUUCGCCUGCUGACUUGGGUUCUGAUACUUAUACCAGCUUAUCCAGCUGCCGAUCCCCUUUGCUCUCAAAGGCCGGAUGUAACUGCAUUGAAAAACUGUUGCAAGCUGCCUCAUCUGGACCUCUCGAGUUUCAACUCCAAGUGCAGUCAGUAUUUGAUCAAUGGAGCCCAUAUAUCACCUUGCAGCUUUGAGUGCAUCUUUCAAGCGGCGAAGGCAUUGAACGGCACACAGUUGGAUAUAGAUAAUAUCGAAAAGAUGUUGAAAGCCGUUGUGAAGUCUGAUGAAUUCGUGCACGUGUAUGUGGAUGGAUUCAGGAGCUGCGGUACUCAGGAGGAGGUCCUGAUUAAGACCCUGAAACGCCGCCGAGUGCCCAUCACCGGAAAAUGUGGCUCCAUGGCAAUAAUGUAUGGUCUGUGUGCCCACCGAUAUGUAUACCGCAAUUGCCCGGAAAGGUUUUGGAGCAAGAGUCCCAGCUGCAAUGAGUCCCGGGAAUACAACAUUCGCUGCGACGACUUAUAGUAAAUGGGA